Messenger RNA from Coffea arabica (coffee), 1867 nucleotides. Its product is annotated as probable protein phosphatase 2C 24. NCBI's taxonomy places the organism in Eukaryota, Viridiplantae, Streptophyta, Magnoliopsida, Gentianales, Rubiaceae. Gene Ontology annotation, biological process: protein dephosphorylation. The record is from RefSeq and is a predicted model, not a curated record. Gene Ontology annotation, molecular function: cation binding; protein serine/threonine phosphatase activity.
GUCCAAUCCCCAUUUCUGCUUUUGAGUUUUUUUUUUAUUUUUUUUAAAUUUUAAUGAACAUUGAUGAAUAAUUAAAGAAGAGGAAACGGGAAAAUUAAGGAGGUCUCUGCGUACGGCGUGAGAGGAAGAUAAAAGGGCGAGUAGAGGAAGACUGGUGUCCUUUUAAGGGGUCCAAUUGUCCCCUCCCACUGCUUUCUUUAUUAUCUACUUCUCCAUCAUUUUCCUUUUUCUGCGAGAUCAAAACAAAACGAAGAUAAAAAAAAAAAAAAAGAGAAGGAAACGAAGAGGUAGAAGAGAUAAAUUUGGCGCAAAUUUGAUUCUUUUUAUUUUAUUUUUUGAAUAUUUGGAGCUGGAUUGGUGUGUAGUAAUCAAGGAGGAGGAAGAAUUUAGGUGCAGGUGCAUGCCGCGGAAUGGCGGAGAUAUGUUGCGGAGUGGUGAGUGAGAGCGAGGCGGCGUCGUCGGUUUGCAGGCCGAGUUCCAGAGCGGCGAGGCGGAGGAGAAUGGAGAUCCGGAGGAUCAAGUUUGUAGCGCACCCGGAGGAUGGUGCGGAGAACGGAAAGAAGCGGCCGAGGCUGGAGAUAUAUCCGGCUGCGUCGGUUUCGCGGGAGUGCGAUUGCGCUGUCGAGGAUCAAAAUCUUGUCUCCAAGGUGAAAAACGGAAUGAAUAAGGAGAUGACCGGCGAGUUCCCCCCGAUUUUGAAUGGUGCUCCGAUUUUUUUGACUGCACAAUUAGCAUCGACGCUGCUUGUCAAUUCCAAACCGUUCCCAAAGUUCGGAAUGGCGUCGGUUUGCGGGAGGCGGAGAGAUAUGGAAGACGCGGUGGCGAUUCGGCCUUCGUUUUGCCGCGGAGACUUUGAAGACGCCGCUCUGCUUCAUUAUUUCGCCGUCUAUGACGGUCACGGAUGCUCUCAUGUGGCGGCAAAGUGUAGAGAGCGGUUGCACGAGCUGGUGAAGGAAGAGCUAGAGAGCAGAGAAGAAAGUACGGAAUGGAAAAAUGCAAUGGAGCGAAGCUUCAUUCGUAUGGACGAGGUAGUUACAUCCAGCGGCAGCUUGAUGGCCUCCAACUGCCGCUGCGAGCUUCGAACGCCCGAAUGCGACGCAGUUGGAUCGGCCGCCGUCGUAGCAAUUGUAACUCCAGAUAAGAUCAUUGUGGCCAAUUGUGGUGAUUCUCGUGCCGUCCUUUGCCGUAAUGGCAAGGCCAUCCCCCUCUCUGACGAUCAUAAGCCGGAUCGGCCAGAUGAACUGAAUCGGAUACAAGCCGCCGGUGGGCGUGUAAUUUAUUGGGAUUGUCCACGUGUCCAAGGAGUUCUUGCCAUGUCACGCGCCAUAGGUGACAAUUAUUUGAAGCCAUAUGUGAGCUGUGUGCCGGAGGUGACGAUCACCGAUCGGACGGCGGAGGAUGACUGUUUGAUAUUGGCAAGUGAUGGAUUAUGGGACGUGGUGUCGAACGACACCGCAUGCGGGGUGGCUCGGAUGUGUCUGAAGAAGGGGAAAGGACCACCGUGUUCGCCGGGGGAGGAGGUGGGGAAUGAGAAUUCAGACAAGGCUUGUUCUGAUGCAUCAAUGCUCUUAACAAAGCUGGCUUUGGCUAGGAGGAGCGCCGACAACGUCAGUGUUGUCGUAAUCGAUCUGAGGAAGGACGUGUCCAGAGAUAGAUUGAUUUAGAGUCCCCUCUCUCUCUCUCUCUCUCUCUCUCUCUCUCUCUCUGGGUUGGUUGCAAAAAAUCAAUCUUUGUGUAAUUUUUAAUGUUUCCCAUCAUCUUUUGUUCAAACUCUCCAAAGAAAUGGGAAGAGAAAUACCUCCUUGUUAUUUGGUUCCCCAACAUGGCCUUUGGCUUUUGUAAAUCUCAAUCGUACAACGUUUUCCCA